AUGAUCUCUUACAGUGGGAACAGACUGACUUUCCAGGAGACGGAUGAGGCUGGGAAUUAUACUGCAACCUAUGUUUACUCGGGAGAUGUCACUUCCUCUUCAAAGACACCAGGCCGAAUAGAUGUAAUAAGUUCCCCUUCAUCUACCUCAUGGUCUUCCAAGCUUCUACUCGGCUCGCUGAGUGAUGUUUUCCUUCCCUCCGGGUACCCUCAUAGUGUCAGCGAUGACUAUCUCCCAUAUCAAAUCUUUGACUCCCUUCAAGCCUUCUGCAGUUCAAUAGCUGGCCUGCUCUCCUCACGAGCCGUCCUCCAAGGAGUCGGCGUUGGCAACGCUAACGCCUCUCCAACCUCCGCACUACUCCUACAUAUCCUACAAGAUAUAUCAGGCCGCAUUGCAACAAUCUGCUUCGCCCACCGCAUCGGCACAGCCCUCGAACCAGAAUGUAAAACCUACCGACUAGCAGCAGAUGUCUUCAACGACAUCGCCAUGAUCCUCGACUGUCUCUCACCAGGCGUUCCCGCCGGGGCGCCACGAGUAAUUGUCCUCAGCACAGCCGGCGUCCUCAGAGCUCUCUGCGGCGUAGCCGGCGGUAGCUCGAAAGCGAGCCUGAGUGCCCAUUUCGCCAAAUGGGGAAAUCUAGCAGAACUCAACGCCAAAGACUCAUCCCAAGAAACCGUCAUUUCCCUCUUCGGCAUGCUAGUCGGCUCUGUAGUAAUCUCCCACAUAACCAGCUUCACAACAACCUGGCUACUCCUCCUGCUGCUGCUAUCCCUGCAUCUAAGCAUGAACUACGCCGCCGUCCGCGCAGUGCAAAUGACAAGUCUAAAUCGUCAACGCGCAAACAUCACCUUCUCAACCCUCCUAGACUCAGACAACACUCUGGCAGUGGCACUAAAUCCCGAUCUCGCACCAAUCCAAUCCAAAUCCCAAUCCCAAUCCAAAGAAUGGAAAAUCCUCACACCAGCACAAGUCUCAUCCCUCGAACAAAUCUUCCACCGAGACGGCGCGCUACAAUGGACACAACACUCACCUACACAUAUAACAAGCGACCACCUCGGUUCCGCACAGAUAGGUGUAUCAAUGUCUACAUUCCUAGCAAGCAUGUCAUACAAAGAACCCCUACCCCUCCCGCGUCUCGCAUCUGUCUUCGCGCACGAAUCGUAUAUACUAUUCCUCGCCCCGUCGGAUGGGAAAUGGGAUGCAUCUAUUCUUCUGAAACGGGGGUGUGGUGUUGGAGAUCAGUUGAAGGGGUGGGUUCAUGCGUUACUAGCUGCGAGGGUAUUGGGACGGAUUACGGGGUCUUCUGUUGAUGUUGUUCUUGCUGUUGUUGAGGGGACGCUUGCGUUGUUGAAUAGUGAGGGGAGGUUUGAGAGGUAUUUAGUUGAGUUGAGGGGGGUUGGGUGGGAUGUUGAUAUUGCGGCUUUGGAGACGAGGGGCGGGAGGAGGAUUCAUAUUUGA
This is a messenger RNA of Penicillium griseofulvum, 1458 nucleotides long. RefSeq names its product RUS1 family protein. Bases 1 to 1458 code for a protein of 485 amino acids. The record is from RefSeq and is a predicted model, not a curated record. Lineage: Eukaryota; Fungi; Ascomycota; Eurotiomycetes; Eurotiales; Aspergillaceae. The transcript has 7 exons.